Molecule: messenger RNA, 3982 nt
Organism: Xenopus laevis (African clawed frog)
Lineage: Eukaryota; Metazoa; Chordata; Amphibia; Anura; Pipidae
Gene: cdc14a.S
Product: cell division cycle 14A S homeolog
Exons: 16
Coding region: 303-2030 (575 amino acids)
Biological process (GO): sensory perception of sound
Cellular component (GO): centrosome; microtubule organizing center; kinocilium
Molecular function (GO): protein serine/threonine phosphatase activity; protein tyrosine phosphatase activity; hydrolase activity
Source: RefSeq, a predicted model, not a curated record
GCAGCCCUGAGCCCAGCCUUUGAUUGGUUGCUGGUUACUAGGAGCUGUGACUUUUAGAUCGUAGCGUAAGAAGAGGAGAAACAGGGGCAGUUAAGUGGGACUUGGCGGAGGAGACAAGGCACCCGCGUGUGGCAGUGAUACCCCCUCAGCUGCAGUAACCAGGAAGGAAGCGAGUCAAGAGAAUGGGAGCUUAAGGGACAAAGGCGACAUCAGUGGUAUCGUGGCUGUGUGAGAGCGCUCAUAGGGUUUUAUCAGUAUUAGGGCGAUGCGAAACGCUAAGACAGUGUCCCCGUGAUUGUGGCAUGGACAAUCAGGAGCUCAUCAGCGCAUCGGAACUGAUUAAAGAUCGCUUAUAUUUUGCUACGUUGAGAAACAAACCAAAAAGCACCCUAAAUACUCACUACUUUUGUACAGAUGAGGAGUUUGUGUAUGAAAAUUUCUAUGCAGAUUUCGGGCCUUUGAACCUCGCACAGCUCUACAGAUAUUGCUGUAAACUUAAUAAGAAGCUCAAGUCUUUUAGUUUAUCCAGGAAGAAGAUUGUUCAUUAUACAAGCUUUGAACAGAGAAAAAGAUCAAAUGCAGGCUUCCUGAUCAGUGCAUAUGCGGUUAUCUAUUUAAAGAAGUCUCCAGAAGAGGUAUAUAAAGCUCUGCUUAGUGGAACUAAUGCUCAAUAUCUUCCUUUCAGAGAUGCUUCAUUUGGGAGCUGCACAUAUAACCUUACCAUACUGAAUUGUUUGCAGGGGAUCCGAAAGGCUCUACACUUUGGCUUCUUUAACUUUGAAAAUUUUGAAGCAGAUGAAUAUGAACAUUAUGAGAGAGUGGAGAAUGGUGAUUUUAAUUGGAUUGUCCCUGGCAAGUUUUUGGCAUUCAGUGGGCCCCACCCAAAAAGUAAAAUUGAAAAUGGUUAUCCACUUCAUGCACCCGAAGCUUACUUCCCAUAUUUUAGAAAACAUAAUAUCCGGGCUGUCAUCCGACUGAACAAGAAAAUUUAUGAUGCCAAACGAUUCACCGAUGCAGGGUUUGAUCAUUAUGACCUGUUCUUUGUGGAUGGGAGCACUCCCAGUGAUGGAAUAGUGCGGAGAUUCCUGAACCUGUGUGAGAACACUGACGGAGCUAUUGCUGUACACUGCAAAGCUGGCCUGGGCAGAACAGGAACUCUGAUUGCUUGUUACAUUAUGAAGCACUACAGAUUUACACACUCUGAAGCCAUUGCAUGGAUCCGAAUAUGCAGGCCUGGUUCUAUCAUUGGACCCCAGCAACACUUUUUGGAGGAGAAGCAGACCUGGUUAUGGCUUCAGGGUGACCUUCACAGAAGUAAUCAGAAACAGAUUCAGUCAGAGGAUCGGGCUGUAACUCGGCUUUUGACCGACUUUGAAGAGUUGUCUGUGUCUGGGAGGUUCUCUACCAAUAAUAUUUAUGAACGAGACAGAGAGAAUAACUCUGAAGAUGAACCGGAUCACAGCAAUGGGUUAACCCAGGGAGACAAACUUCGUGCCUUAAAGAGCAGACGACACCCAAGGUCUGCGACUACUGGAGCACUGCGGCUGGAUGACAUGAAACCACAUGCAAGAUCUACAUCACAGCCUUUCAGGGUGCUUGCUUCUAACAGCACACAGGGUUCAAUGUCCCCUCUGAAGUCAUCCAGAGUAACAUCAUCCACAUCAGCUAUUGGAAGAAGGGUUGCACAAAGUCCAAGAUCAACCAAUAGCAAAGGUGGAGGUUUCUCAGCAAAUUUGCGAUUUGCUGGCUCCCAUGGAAAUCUGAAUUCAGCUUUGGAAAAGAUAGAGAGCACCGGUCGCCCUUAUUCUAACCGAGCCAUGAGCUCCCAGGCGGUACCCUCCAACCUGUACCAUUCCAACUCUCGUGUGCGAAGUCAAGGAGAGCUAAACAACAAUUGCAACCAGAAUGUCCCCAGCACACCUAGUGAUCUGUAUGGAUCCUUCCGACCCUCAUACACAGGCCUCGUCUCCAGUCCACGUUUCCUGAGCCGUUCUAUUCCUUCCCUUCAGUCUGAAUAUGCCCAGAUCUGAAUGUUCACAGAUUCCAGUUAACCCCUUCGCGGUGACAGAUUCUCAGUCGUCGAGAAGCAGAGAGCAGACGAAGAGAAGAACAUCUGUCUCCACAUAACCUUAUCUCCCCACUCCCCACCAGGACUUGAUGCCUGAUAUCUACACACUACUGACUUACACCCACUACUGACAGAUGUUAUUAAAUUUUACAAUAUCCAGGACUUUACCAGAGUUGCCACGGAUUUCUUCUUUUUUUUUUUUUUAAAGAACUGGAAUUUUAUAUUGAAAUAAUUUUUUUAAAACCCUAUUUUGGUUUUACACGAAUUAGCUAAUAAGUAUAGUUAGUAUGUUCUAGAAUAUAUUAAGUACUGUAUAUGUGUUUAAAUCUUGCAGAAUAUAUUUUCAUGAUAGGAAUUCUUUGUAAUCAAAAGCAAUAUAUAUAUAUAUAUAUAUAUUUUCUGUUUAGGUUAAUAUUUUUAUAACAGUGUUUGCAGUGACAGAUUAUUUAAUUUUUUGGAUGAAGAUUCUUUGGGAACAUAUUUAAACAGCACUACAGUAUUGAUAGUAGUGGGAAAUGUGCAGUACUCCUGAAGUUUAGGCCUGUUUAUUUAGUAGAUAUCGAUAUGACAAAUGCUGGAUUAACUGUGCCACGCUGGCACCAAGUUAGACAUCAGGAAUUUUGUAGAACCCCUCCUACCAGUGGUGUAUUAUAAAUACCAGAUACGUCAGUCUUCCUCUGUAAUUUUUAAAAUGAAUCAAGAUCAAGGGGUGCCUUUUAUUUCCGUCCAGUUUUACACAUGAAAACUCUAUUGAAGUCUAAACUGGAACUAAAUUAAGUUUGAGAAGCUUUUUUCUUCUCAAAUUGAAUGUCAUCUAUAAGUUAAAAAAGCGGUUUCUCAUGAGAUUGAAUCUGGCCCAGUGUCAGAGGCGUAAAAACUCCAGGCCGACCCCCCCUGCAAAAAAUCUUUCAAGGGGCCUGGCACCAAAUGCAACUUACGUGGCCCAGCUCUCCCAACCCAUUUGAGUACAUGCGCGCCUGCGCAGGGACCAGCUUCCCCGGUGAUCAAGAGCAAAUGCAGGCAGCUGGUUUGCGAAUUCGCAGUUAUCAGCUGUAGAGGAAGCUAACCCCACAGUCCAGGGUCUGCGUCCUCUAUAGUUACUAGGGUUGCCACCUGGCCUGCCUGGUAAAAAUGAUGGUUGAUCCCAAUGUUAUUAAUAGGGAAAAAAGAUAAAUAUAUAGGAAGGCCGGUAUUUUUUUGCAGAAAAGGUGGCAACCCUAAUAGUUGCGCCACUGCCCGGUGUCUCUGGCAGUUGCACUUAUGUGACCUCUUAAAGCCCAGCAUUUUUCUGCAUUGAAGGAAAUGAUAUCUAAAGGAAACAGUGAUAUCAUGUACCCUGUGGUUGUGACACCUUCCAGUGAUUUAUAAGAUUUCUCCAGCACCCAUAAGGUUAAUAAUUUAGAACAGAAAAUAACAUCUGUAUCUUUAGUGUUAUUACUUGCUAUACUCUUGGAAUAAGCUAUUAGUAAUAUUACAUUUCCUGCUCUUGUGCAAUCACGGAAAGGCAGUGUCGGACUGGGGGGGUCUGGGCUCACCACGGCUGCAGCAUUGGGGCCCACACCCGACCCCCCUCCAUGACCCCCUGCCCCAGCUGCAACCCCCCUCCACCCACUUACCCCAUAGGCGCAUACCUCUUCACAAUCAGGGCAGGGGAGAGCAGCAGUAGGGUGCAUGGAGUCCACAGCUAUUGUGCCCCUGGGGAGCAGGUCUGGGCCGGAGGCCGCUAGCCCAGUCUAACGCUGCUGAAAGGCAACUAAUAAGCAUGCAGUAGGGACACCAGCAGGUAGACUGAUCUGCCAGACUGUUAUAAUGAUCACUUGUUGCACAGGUAGUUAUUAGUGUUGCAUUUUCUAAACAAAAACAGCAGUUUAUGAUGCAUUUGUAUGAUUUUAUUACUAAAAAUGAAAUCUGAUA